ACGAUCUACACAGUGAACCCAACACAUCCGACGAUCUACACAGUGAUGAGCGACGAUCUACACACUGAACCUCUGACCGACGAUCUACACUUCUGAACGGCGAUCGAUUUGCAUUGAACGACGAUCGAUCUACAGUGAGCAAAAAUGGCGAAGUCGUCUGAGCUGAAGUCCGAGUUACUGGAGCAGAUGAAGCUCCACCUCUCCUCCGACGCUGGCAAACAUCUCACCAAGAAGAUCGGCCUCGUUUAUCAAUUCAACAUAGCUCCCAAGAAAAUUGGAUUCAAUGAGGACAUCUAUGUUGUUGAUCUCAAAAAAGGAGAGGUCAGGAAAGGGCCAUAUGAGGAUGAGAAGCCCGAUGCAAUAUUUUCUUUCACAGAUGAAGAUUUUUUCAAGAUUGCCUCUUGGCAGAUGCAUCCGCUAAUUGCUUUCAUGAGUCACUCAAACUAUUUUUGGGAUGGAUGCACGUUUGCAAUGAACGUUGAGGGCAGUCUAAGUGCCGCACAGAAAUUCACACCUGUCAUUUUCCCCAAACCUUCAAAGAUGAGAGGGCAUCAUUGCAGUGCAUAUGGUGCUAGCCAGAUUGCCUCCCAGAAAGAAACCAGAAGUUCGCCAGCAAAUGGACAGAGCUUUGCAACCCAAAAAGAUGAUUAUAGUGAGGAAGCACUGGAUGAUAUAUCUUUGGAGACAACUGUCAUGCAAAUGAUGCAUCCCAGAUGCAGGUCAUGCUGCAUAUGGUUAAGAGAGCUCCCAAAUGAUUGGAAUCAGCCAGCCAAUAACUAUAGCACCAGAAGUUCGACAACAAAUGGACAGAGCUUUGUAGCCCAGAAGGAUGAUUUUAGUGAGGAAGCAUUGGAUGAUGAUUCUUUAGAGACAGCUGUCAUGCGAAGGAUGUGUUCCAGAUGCAGGUUAAGCUACAAAUGGUUAAGAGGGCUGAGAGGGCUUAUGAGUUCAUGGGUAUCUGGGGUUCCAAAUUGGUUUGUCUGGCAGAAAAAUUUUGAGGGACUAGAUAUGGGUCGAGUAAUCACCAUCAGGACUCAGAGGAGAAAUAUUCAGAAAAAGUACCCUGGAGAUCAAAAUGAUAUGAAGAAAAGUGGAGAGAACUCUUCAUUGGCCCAGUCAAAAGGCCAAGCAGAAGAAAAAGAAAGUCCAAAAUUGGCCUCUCAGAUCAAGAGAAGUGCCAACAGAGAGCAAUUAGCCAAGGUUCAUGCUGAAUUAAGGGCCAAAGAGAGAGCUAGCCUAACAGGCCUCAAAAAGGCUUUAAUGGAGAGUGAGAAUGAAACAGAUGAAGAUGGUGAAUUAGGCUCGAAGAAGGUAUUGACUAAAGAAGACAUGUUCGAAGCCUUCACGGUUGAACAAACUUUCUUGGGAGGAAAACCAACAGAGGCAACUAUUUUGAAGGAGCCUGCUAGCAUUGAAGUGUCAGAAUGCAACAUGGAGAAGGCUUCACAAGCCUCAGACCAGACUUAAGUGGAAGGAAAACAAGUACAGCCAGUAAUACAAUUUGGCUCAUUCCUUUCAGUACCAGUCAAUAUGGUUUAUGCGCUUCCUUUCAUGCUUAAACUUGGAGUUGAUGCUUGAUAGCAUAUGGCUUCUCUUAAAAUGUAAUUGUGUUGGCAUUGCAGUUGUAAUGUUCUAUGCAAGGGAUGCUUUAAAAUACCUCCCUGGGGGGAGAAGGUACUCUGAGAGAGAGAGAGAGAGAGAUUUCCUUGUUUGCCAAUGUGCAUGAUGACAUGAGCACAGUUCUGUUUCGUCCUAUUUUUGUAGAGUUAAUUAUGAUAUUCACAAGAAGCACACAAAUAUCUACAUUAAUGGCAUAAAGGCAGAUGAUUUUGCUUUUUUA
Messenger RNA from Camellia sinensis, 1840 nucleotides. NCBI's taxonomy places the organism in Eukaryota, Viridiplantae, Streptophyta, Magnoliopsida, Ericales, Theaceae. The record is from RefSeq and is a predicted model, not a curated record.